Molecule: messenger RNA, 756 nt
Organism: Balearica regulorum gibbericeps (East African grey crowned-crane)
Lineage: Eukaryota; Metazoa; Chordata; Aves; Gruiformes; Gruidae
Source: RefSeq, a predicted model, not a curated record
AUGGGAAAGGCGGAGGAGAAGAAACCCCAGCACAGCGCACCCGAAGGGGAGAAAAGCACCGACUCGAGCAAGACACAGGAGCCCGCGAUGAAGAAGAAGAAGCAGAAGAAACCCAAGGGGGAUCCCAAAACUGGCCAGGAGGAGGAAUCCCACACUUGUUGUGGCUGCCGUUUCCCGCUGCUGUUUGCUUUGUUGCAGCUGGCAUUAGGCAUCUCUGUAACAGUGCUGGGCUUCCUUAUGGCAGGCAUCAGUUCUUCUCUGCUAGUCAGAGACACUCCAUAUUGGGCUGGGAUAAUUGUCUGUGUGGUGUCCUUAGUGGGGUUUGUUAUGCUUUGUAUUUCGUAUCAACCUGAUGAGAAGACGUGCGUGCAGUUCACAGUAAAGCUGAUGUAUUUUCUCCUGAGUGCCCUGGGUCUGGUUGCCUGUGUUUUGGCAGUGGCUUUUGCUGCACACCAUUAUUUGCAGAUGACAAAAUUUACCUGCGAUACCAUCCUCGAGUCCUGCCAGUGCAAGCUGGACACCGCAGACCCCCUCGGUAGGACCUUCGUCUACCAGGACGCAGCCGACUGCGGCAGCCUCACCAGUAUGCUCAACCUGUACUUACUUCUGCAGAUGGUUCUCAAUCUGAUCGCGGCCCUGGUGUGUCUGUCGGCAUGCUUCGUGAUGUGGAAACACAGAUACCAGGUCUUUUACGUGGGCGUUCGGUUCUACCCUUUAACCGCUACUGAAGGCCAGCAACAGAAAGUAUAGGGUCUG